AAGCAUGACCAAGAUAACGAAGAUUCCCAAAAAACAACAAAUCCCUCGAAACAUUACAGCGAAACCACACGCGAACUUUCCUCCCACAAAACUUACAUAAACUCAACAUACAUAUAUUCUGAAUGGAUUAACUGAUAUUUAGACAAUUUCAGUUAAACAGGAAACGAAGAAUCCAAAAGCCCAGAAGACAUACAAAACCAACAAGUGGAUUAACACAAUGGGCAGUAAAAUAAAAUUGUUGGCAUCAGAUAUGAUAAUGUCUUUGAUGUGGGUUUCUUCCAGUGUUCUUAUUAAGAGAUUAGUUUUUAAUGUCUUGGGGUUUGGUUCAGAUGCCAAAGGUGAAGUCUUUAAAUGUGGAGUAUCUAUUCUCAACAUGUUUUUCUUUGCUUGGUUGAGUAAGGUCACUAAAGGUGGGGCCUAUAACCCUCUUACUGUCUUGUCACCUGUGUUUUCUGGUGGUUUCAGCACUUUUCUGUUCACUGUUGGUGCAAGAAUCCCUGCUCAGGUUAUUGGAUCAAUUGCCGGUGUUAGGCUAAUGCUAGAUACAUUUCCGGAAAUAGGACGUGGUCCUCGACUGAAUGUAGAUAUUCAUAAAGGAGCACUGACUGAAGGACUUUUGACGUUUGCAAUUGUGUCUAUAUCACUUGGGCUAACUGUAAAACUUCCUGGAAGUUUCUAUAUGAAAACGUGGAUCUCUAGUUUCUCCAAGCUCACUCUUCAUAUACUUGGUUCUGACCUCACAGGUGGAUGCAUGAAUCCUGCUUCGGUAAUGGGAUGGGCUUAUGCUCGUGGUGACCAUAUAACGAAAGAGCAUAUAUUUGUUUACUGGCUCGCCCCUGUAGAAGCAACUCUUUUGGCGGUAUGGACAUUUAGUUUGAUAUUCCGGUCCCAAAAAGGAGAGAAGGCAAAAGUAAAGGCUGAAAAAUCUGAUUGAGAUCCAUGCCGUUGGACAUGAUUAAAACUGAAAGUUUUUCAAGACUUGCUGUUUGUCAUCUAUAAAAGUAUGCUAUCCAUUAUUCAAACGUGUCCUAUCUCCAGCCAAGAUUUUUAUCAAAUAGAUUUGUAAAUAUGUUUCUUUUUUCAUUUUAAAUGCAAUGUGUUUCCUCUUUCAUGAAUAAAUGAGAGGAUCAACCACAUCUGCAUUUAAAAUUUAAUUUCUCCUUA
Molecule: messenger RNA, 1164 nt
Organism: Daucus carota subsp. sativus
Lineage: Eukaryota; Viridiplantae; Streptophyta; Magnoliopsida; Apiales; Apiaceae
Product: probable aquaporin SIP2-1
Exons: 3
Coding region: 218-934 (238 amino acids)
Biological process (GO): transmembrane transport
Cellular component (GO): membrane
Molecular function (GO): channel activity
Source: RefSeq, a predicted model, not a curated record